UGUCAGUGUGCCGGUACUAAGUGCUCUCAUUUAACAUUAGUGUGCGUUGCUCACGAACACAGCCCCGGACGUCAAGUAUCAGUGUCAUAGACUCGUAACGGCCAUGUGGUUGUUGCGUAUCCGCAUAUGGCAUGAAGUAGUACGAGGAUACUAUAGCACUCCCACGUUUGAUGUGCCUAAUGAGUCGCACCUUCUGUACUCGGCCAACGGAGUACUGGUAGUACAACUAAUGGCGGCGCAGGCGGGUGUCACCCGAGGCGCGAGUGAGCACUUGUCACGUCAAGUUAGAGCUGUGUCGUCCACGGCGUGAGGAUCCUGCGGCUGGCAUAUUCCCAUUGACGUGUCCGAUUAAUGUGCAUAGUCGGGUAAUGAACAUUGUCAUUUGAGCCGUA
Fomitopsis serialis is the source of this 392-nucleotide messenger RNA. RefSeq lists its product as uncharacterized. The transcript has 4 exons. Lineage: Eukaryota; Fungi; Basidiomycota; Agaricomycetes; Polyporales; Fomitopsidaceae. The coding region runs from base 104 to 310 and encodes 68 amino acids. The record is from RefSeq and is a predicted model, not a curated record.